Bursaphelenchus okinawaensis is the source of this 437-nucleotide messenger RNA. Lineage: Eukaryota; Metazoa; Nematoda; Chromadorea; Rhabditida; Aphelenchoididae. The record is from the annotation of a GenBank genome assembly.
AUGCCAGUUGAAAGUUUUUCCGAAACUUGUCGCAAAAUUAAUGAAAAAGUUGUUACUUUACCCGCCCCCAUUGUUAAAGCAUCCGACGAAUGCAACGUCACGAUUGAGAAGUUCAGGAAGUUGACAACCGCAAACAACGCAGAAUCCGCAGAAGUAGAGGAACAACAGCUAGGCAAUGAAGUAAAAGUUUUUUUCUCUUAAUAAUUUAUGUUUUUUACCUCAUUAUCUAAUUAGUAAUAACUAAUUUUUAGGAAAACCUCAUGCCUCCGCCAGCUGACGAACAAGAACUCGAACAAUUACUAGAUGAAGCACCAACGUUGCAAACUGUUCGCCGCACUACUACACUGUCCGCCGUUCCCGCUACAUCGCAAGCUACUUCAGUAUCUUCCCGUGGUCGCCGAAUUGUUAAGCGCACGCGAUUUUCACCUUCGAGAUAA